AUGUUUACUCAAAACAUUAUCAUCUUGGUGUUAUGCUUAGUACUGGGCGCUAGUGCCUACUCAUACGGCCCGUACCCACCACCGCCGCCGCCGCCCACAUCCUACCCGUAUAACCCAUACCAGUCGGGCCCGUAUCAGCCCAACCCAUACCAGCCAACUGUCCAUGAUACAACUCAGUACGCCAUGCAAUCGGACGAUGAAAUGGGCAUGCAGAUUUUGUUUUUCAGUAGAAAAAACAACAAGACCGCUUACGUUAUUACCAAGGCCGGUGGCAUGGACAUUUGGAAAGGGUCCAAUUAUAACGCUAAUAAUCCGACUAAGUUUAUUGUACAUGGUUUUGCCGAUACGGCGUGGGCUGUAUGGAUGCGCAAAAUGAAAGAUGAGUACUUGGCCGCCGGUGAUUACAACGUGAUACUUAUUGAUUGGACAGGCGGUGCUGGUCGACCAUACGGACAGGCCGUGGCCAAUACUAAAAUGUUGGGCAUUGUUAUCGCCAAAGUGACCGAGGACUUAAAAAUUGUGUUUGGCACUAAAUAUAGCGACGUUCACGUGAUCGGUCACUCGUUGGGCGCCCACAUCGCCGGUAUAGCCGGUUCCCGAUUGAAUGGCACAAUUGGUCGCAUUUCCGCUUUAGAUCCAUCAGGACCCAGUUAUGAUGGCCAAACAAACAACCCAGGAAAACUUAGCUAUACAAAUGCUCAAUUUGUGGAUGUAAUUCACACCGACUCGUGCCCAAUAACGGGCAUGGGUACUAUCGAGACUUUAGGCCAUGUUGACUUUUUCCCCAAUGACGGUACUGACCAACCUGGAUGUCCUAACAAUCAACCCAGCGAUAUAUACGGACCGGGUAGAUGCAACACAGCCAGAUCGAUAGAACUGUUUACGGCCAGCAUUAGCAAUGCCAACCCUAAGGGCGUGGCCUAUCAGUGCACCGAUUAUCUCACGUUCAGGUCGGGCAGGUGUUCGUAUAGUAGGAGUGCCAGCGGUCUUAACUAUGCGUUUAUUGGCGAACCCGCUAUAAUAACCAGUGCUUAUACCAAGAACUCACCUGGUGAUCACGAUAAAUGCGCCUGGUCCAACUCGAUGCGUGAUGAAUUUAUGCAUGUCGCUGAUUGUAAUGUAGUUUUUGUUGACUGGAGCGACGGUAAUGCCAGUGACUAUUAUCAGGCGCUAUUUGUGGACGUCAUUCACACAGAUGCUCUUCAAUAUUUAGGCGCUGGUGUAAUUGAAAACUGCGGGCACCUGGACUUUUGGCCAAACAACGGCCAUAAUCACCCGGGCUGUUCAAUGAGCUGGGUGACUGGGUUUUUUAGCACAAUGAAUGGUUUCGGGGCUGGUCUAACAUGCAAUCACGUUCGGGCAGUUGAUUUUUACGUGGCCAGCAUUAAUCUCAACAACCCUAAUGGUGUGGCCAUCCAGUGCCGGGACUAUGACUCAUACCUGGCCGGUGAUUGCGAUGCUAACUGUGCUGAUAGUGUGGCCAACUGUGCUAUUAUCGGCGAACAGGCCAUAUUGUCCGCACCUUAUAAAAACAAUACUGUGGGCACUGUUGCCGGGCAAUCGCAACCACCACUAACUGCCCAACAAUUUACCACCAAGUUCAAUUUGUACACCAGAAACAACCCUGGUGACGCCGAGGUGAUAGAAGAACCAUCGGGCGAAGGCAGCGUGGACAAUUUUGACGCAUCCCGGGUUACCAAGAUCUUGGUGCACGGCUAUGGCGUGGCACCCGAUAAGGGCCAGUCGUGGCAGACCAUGAAAGACGAGUAUUUAAAUGCCGGCGACUAUAAUGUGUUUAUUGUCGACUGGAGUGAAGGCAAUAUUAUACCCUCAUAUGUACAGAGUGAGUCGGGAUUAUCAUUGAGCAAGGUGCAUAUUGUGGGCCAUUCAUUAGGCGCACACGUGUCCGGUUUAACUGGCAAAAAAUUUGGUGGGCGAUUGGGACGUAUUUCUGGAUUAGACCCAGCAGGUCCGACAUUUGAUGGCAAACCCACAACUGAGAAACUCAGCGCAACGGACGCUCAAUUCGUGGACGCUAUACACACGAACGCAAUCCCAACCAUUGGGCUGGGAAUACACGAAAACUCCGGCCAAAUUGACUUUUACCCCGAUGGUGGCAACACAAACCAACCUGGUUGCGUUGUUGACGAGCCACCCAAAGCGGGCGAUAAAGAUCAAUUCCAGAAGGAGUCAUGCAAUCACUUCCGGGCCAUUGACUUAUUCGUGGCCAGUAUUAACCCGGAAAACCCAAAGGGUGUGUCCAGCGAGUGCUCCGACUAUAAAAGAUACGUGGCCACUAAGGGCCAGUGCAAUCGUAACAUGUUUGAUUAUUUCAACAUGUUUUCAAACGACAUACAUCCCAUAAUUGGCGAGCCAGCUGUAUUGUCUAAAUCGUCUAAGAGUAGCACUCUUGGUAAGAAAUUCUACCUGACCACUCGCGCCGAGUAUCCGUAUUUCCUUGGUUAAUUUUAAAAUUAUAUGUUAUUAUGGUGAAUUAAGUGU
Medioppia subpectinata is the source of this 2502-nucleotide messenger RNA. The record is from the annotation of a GenBank genome assembly. Lineage: Eukaryota; Metazoa; Arthropoda; Arachnida; Sarcoptiformes; Oppiidae.